Molecule: messenger RNA, 2546 nt
Organism: Caenorhabditis auriculariae
Lineage: Eukaryota; Metazoa; Nematoda; Chromadorea; Rhabditida; Rhabditidae
Source: the annotation of a GenBank genome assembly
AUGACAUUUGCGAAACGAGAAAAAUCGGCGACAAUGUCCGAAGAAGCUUCGAUGCUUCUCGUUCAACUCUACCUCAGAGACGAGGAAAAGUACAAUUCAAAGGUGCUCGGGAAAACGCCGGAAACCGGAAAGACCAUAAAACAGCAAUGUGUCUGUGAUUGGAAAGAUGAGCUAGCGGCGAUUGGAUGCGAUCGAACCGAGGAACAGGUACUUUUUUUUCUCAUUUUACUGGUUUUUCAAAUUUUUCUGAUUUUUUCUGAUAAUUUUUAGGAGAGCAGUCUAAGUGGCUACUUGAGGGUUCAUUAUAGAGUUUACAGCUCAGAGAGAAUUUUUUCUCAUUUGAGGCAAGAAUACAGAAUUGUGUAAGCCGUGUCGUCAUGCCCCUUUAGUGACUACUUGGCGGAUUGAACGAUUCCCUUUGGACUAGCUGAGUGGUCACUUAAGGAGCCAAAUCCAAUCCGUAACUUGAAUGGCUUUUAGAUCAAUAUUAAGUCUUUAAAAGAGUUGAUGAAUUUUUUGCCGAAUUCUUAAAAAGAUUCCAAAUUUAGGCAUUCUCCAUUUUUUUUUUCAGAUCUACAUGAAAAUCAAAGGCGACCUCCACUUUGUCCGUACCAGAAUCGAACAAGAGAAAGCGGAAAUAAAUACUUGUGGACUUGGAAAUUUUAAAAAGCUGCCCGUUUUGAAUGCACCCAGACAAGUUCUCUACGAUCAUUUGAUAGGUCUGCAGUCGGUGCAAGAAAUGGUUGGAACUUUUGACGGUGAAUUUUGCUUUUUCUGUAAAGGGGAUCGAACCUACUGGGCUACAAAAAAAUCAAAAAUUUUCAGGUCGAGUAAAUGGUGAAUUAGAAGACGAGGACAUGUACGAAGAGCCGCUCCCGCAGUCUUCUAUCACUGGUACAGUUCAAAUAAUUCAUUUCUCUAGGAUUUUGCUCUGUUAACUUUCUCAAUAUUUUAAAACCUUGAUUUCUUUUUUGAUAAAAGAAAAUCUGCUUCAUACAUCGAGUGAAUCCCACCCAGCCUUUUGCGCACGAAAAAAAAACUGAAAAUGUACUAAAGUACUGGGAAAAGCUGUAGUGGGUCCUAUAGGGAGAAAACGAACCCCCUUACGGAGGUACGGACCCACUACAGCUUUUCCCAGUAGGCCGCAUUUUUUGGAGGGUGAGCCGCAAAGUGAGGGGGGUUGGCCGGGAUGGGAUCCAGCUGACUUAUGAUCAGCUUCUUAAAAUACGAACUUUUCUUGGAGAAGAAAAUAAACCUAGAAAAUGAGUUUUACAUCUAAAUUUGCUCUACUGGCACGUUCUCCGCUCGUUCCUAUAUAUCCAGACUUGAAAAGAAAUCAACCACUACUUUAGGGACCACUAAAAUAUUAAAAUAGUAAUUUGUACAGUUUUCAGAAGCCUUGAUGGCUUGUUUGAAUGAAGUAAAACCGGCCAACGAAGUGGAACCGACUAUUCCAGUUAUGAGACCACAAAAACGACCAGCCCCUUCAGAAGAAAGGUAAAACGAGUCCAUUCUCCACAGCUUAAAAAAUUUUGGUCGCACUUGGAAUGGCUCAGUGCGUCGCGGUUUGAAAUAUGACUUCUCGAGAAUUUGGCAACUUAAACUUGAGCAGUUUCUGAGCCCAAGCUUAAAUUUGUCGUAAAAAUAGGGAUUCAAAAAUUAACCGCUUCACUUCAAGCCAUUCCGAGUGCUCUAAAGACCUUCCACUACCGAAAAAAAAAAUGAAAAAAGAAAUAUUUCAGCCCUGAAAUCGUGAAAAAACGCGUCCUACUGCUCGACAAAGAAAUCGAAAAUGCUGAUAUUCAACGAAAAUUGCUUCUAGUGAAACUGGAAACGGCUCAGAUUGAACUACAAUGCGCCAGAGCUCGAGCCGUCAAGGAAUACAGUUCAAAAAAAUUGAUAUAUAAAUUUUUUUAAUGAACUUAUUUCAAUUAAAAUCGUCUGGAAUCCAGUGCAAAUCUAUAAUUUUUUUGAAGAUUCAAAGCGAUUUUUCUGAAAAAAAGGAUCUCAAGAAUAAAAAGUACCCAAGAAGCUUAGGUUCACGUCAUUUUUCACGGCUGAUUUUUUUCUGAUAAACUAUAAUUUUUCAUUCACAUUUUUUUAAGAUCUUUCUUCACUUUGAAAACCAUCCGAAAAAAAGAAAAUUUUCAAGUCCAAGUUCGAAGAGAAAUUCUACUGUCGUUCAGUUCAUUUCAGUAUAAAUUGAUCGGUUUCAAAAAUUUAAGUCAUUAUUUUCUUUUGAACCUUCAAGACCUUAUUUUACCUUAACUUUAAGGUCAUCAAAGAAGUUUUCUGAAAAGGAUGCCAAGAAUAAAAUAACCCACGAAGCUUAUACCCGCCCACUUUUACGGCUAAAUUUAUUUUCAAAACCAUGAUUUACCCCAAAAAUCUUUAAAAACCCCUCAAAACGGACAUAUUCCAAUCGUAUCACGACGUUGGCAGCGACAAUUACCAGCCGGUACUGCUUAGUGGUUCCUUGGCGCGAGAAAUGGACCUCCAUCGCCGAGGAGACCGGCAAACGGCACGUCGUCUCAGACGGCAACUAG